GGCGCGCUGCCCGCCGGGCCCCGCCGCUCGCCGGGGCAGGAAGCGGAGGCGGCGUGGGGGGCUCGGGGCGCCGUUCCCUCCCUCAGGUGUGCGCGGGAGGCGGCGCGGACCUGUCUUCCCCUGAGAAGGCGGGCGAGAAGCCCUCUUCGCCCCACUUCCUGCUAGCGGGAGGGGGAGAGCUUCCCCCCUCGGUGCCAGCACGCCUCCGGGGCUGCUCUGGCGGUGUGAGGGGAGCGGGGCCUCUGUGGCGCCUGGCAGGUUGUAGCUGUGGAGGUCUGGCCCUGGAGAUCCUAGCGAGCUCCUUCACUGUCCUCUUUCGACUCCCUCAGCCUCCGUGAGAGUUUCGCAGCCCGCAGGUAGGGAGCUCACCUCCGAAAGUCAGUGUAGAUGGAGCUGCUUGGGGUCUUCUCUCGUUACUAAAACCGUCUGAGAAACAACUUUCCUUUAAAAAGCUGUUCCUGAAGCCUUAGGAACGCAGCCGUGGUGAGAGCGGGUCAUCCUAAAUCCGGUUGAGCUGAUGUGCUCUGGAAUGAGAUUCAUUUGAAGAGCCAGAAAAGGGGAAUCCUCCUCCAGACUGCGUUUCUAAGUGGGAGGGAAAAAAACUUACCUUUGGCCAUGAUAGAUCCUUUAGAGAACAACUUGUUUGAUCUUCCUGAUUAUGAGAAUACAGAAGACGAAACGUUCCCACCUCUUCCACCUCCUGCCUCUCCAGGAAGAGAUGAUGUUGAAUGGGCUCAAGCUAAUGGAGAUGGAAACCAGCAGUCACAAACAAAGGAUUCUGCUGUAGCUACACGGAAAGCAGUUAAAAGACCAAUGCCUAAACUAGAUGCCCAGAGGUUAGUUUCAGAAAGAGGACUUCCGGCGCUAAGACACAUGUUUGAUAACGUAAAGUUCAAGGGUAAAGGGCAUGAGGCAGAGGACCUGAAGACACUCAUACGACAUAUGGAACACUGGGCUCAUAGACUAUUUCCAAAAUUGCAGUUUGAGGAUUUUAUUGACAGAGUAGAGUGUUUGGGAAACAAAAAGGAAGUUCAGACCUGCCUAAAGCGGAUUAGACUUGAUCUUCCUAUUUUACAUGAAGACUUUGCAAGUAAUGAAGAUGGUGGAGGGGAAAGCAAUGGACUGGAUACAGCCACUGAAGAUAUACAUUCUGGCUCUGGAAAUGCAGAACAAAUCAAUUCUCUGUCUGGUACAACUCUCACGGAAGAGCAACAGCAGCGAAUCAAGAAGAACAGGCAGCUGGCCUUGGAACGUAGGCAAGCAAAGAUGCAGUGUAACAGCCAGUUGCAACACAAUGAGCUGUCCACUACUUACUCAGAAGAGGAGUUUAAUACCCCAGUUGCUCAGGAUCCCACUGACCUUAUUGAAGACACUCAAAUUACCACAACCGAGGUUGCUGUUACAGAAGUUGAAGAUGGAGAUACGGAAUUGGAAUGUGCCAGUGAGGAGCAGUAACCCUUCCCUAUACUUUGAACAACUUCCUUGACUGAAAGACCCCAAGGUUUUCAGUACUAUCAUUGCAUUGAAAUGUUGCUGGCUCUUUGCACUCUGACUCUAGAAGCUUCGCAGAAGUCUUCCACAUGACGUGGGUAUAGUGGGACAGAACUCUUCUCUUGAAACUGCAGAUGAGCAACUCCAUACACCAGAAAACUGAACAAAGUUCUUCAUCUGCAUUUGAGACAUCUUUUCCACCUCCUCCAACAUUCUUUAGGAAAUGUUAAUGAUUUUUUUGACCUACUUUGAAUUUCGUUUACAAUUGAUGUCAAACUGAAUUAACUGGGAUAUUGACAGGUGAAAUUUCUAUUAACGUUGUGCUGGGUUUUUUUAAUAGAAGAUAUAUACAAUAGCAGGUGGUGCUAUGUCUGAACAGGUGUCCUGGAUUUUUUUUAAACUUGCUUAUAAAGUUCUUAUAAGCUUUUUCUUAUAAAACGGAAGCUAUUAAAUUUCAGAAGUCAAACCUGAAAUGCUUGUAUGAGGCUCUUACAGCUACAGGCCCUCCAACCUUCCCCAUUCCUUGUGCUAGUCACACAUCUCUUCACAGACAAGUACAUCCCCUUAGGGGAACAUGCUUUGGCUCUGACGAAAUCAGUUACCUUCCUUUGGCUGAGUCUGUUCUCUGUCUCAAGGCUCUGUUUCAUCCUCUUACAGUCUUGUUUCUCCUUCUUCCACAACAGCUUUUCCCUUUUGCAGCAUGAUUGAGAAUCGCCAUAACGGUAAAGCCCUGAGCCUGCCCUCUCCCAUAGCAUAGGGGAGACUGUUGUUCGUAACAGAAACUGCAUUUCUAGAAACUGAAUUAACACAAGAGCAGCACUUAGAGCAGAUGAAAUAAGUUCAUGUCAACAGGUGUUAUUAUUUUAUGCCAGAUGGGCAGCUGGGGGAUUUCAAGAAACAGAAUUCUGUAUCCUAGAUUAGUGUGAAGGAGUUUGCUUUUUAUAUCCUUGCAGCUAUGAGCUAAACUCACUAAACUUUAGUGGAAGAUAGCCAACAGCUGUAGGAAAUACUUGGGUUUUAAGAACUUAAUUUAUGGACAACAUGGGAAAGUUACUUUUUGAAUGAUAGUUAAAAGAAUUCACCACACUGUCUUUAGUCUGGAAGAUGAGAUUUAUCAUGUAUAAAAUCUUGUAAAAACUCAUACAUGUUCAUAACCAGAUAAAAAUAACGUUUAUUUAAAAUAGACAUUUAGUUUCUUAUUAAAAGGACUCUUGAAUAUUUAAAUAGACUGCUUUUUUAAAAAAGAAAAAUCAUACAAAGUGAAUAGGAGCAGAACAUCAAGAAGCAGAUAUUGCUAGCUUAUAGUUCAAGUUCUAAUGUCAGCUGAAACAUCUAAUAGUGCCAAAUCCUUAAUCUCCUCCAGCAGCUGGUAUAAGCUUGCUCCCUUGGUCUGGCAGUACUCCCGAUAGUCUUCAUCAAUUACUUCAACUCCUGCUUUUUCUUGGGCAUGCUGGGCUUCUUCUGCAGACUGACUGACUUCUGCUAAGUCAGAUUUCACCACAUGAAAAUUCUGGGAAACCUCUGUGUCUGAAGUCUGGUACGGUGUGUUCCUGAUGAUUUCAAGCUUGAUUGUAUCAGCAUGGCAGCGGGAAGUCUGCACAUGUAUUUUCACCUUAAAAGCAAUACAAAAAUUAUUAUUUCUGA
This is a messenger RNA of Harpia harpyja (harpy eagle), 3135 nucleotides long. RefSeq names its product TIMELESS interacting protein (gene TIPIN). Gene Ontology annotation, cellular component: nucleus; replication fork protection complex. NCBI's taxonomy places the organism in Eukaryota, Metazoa, Chordata, Aves, Accipitriformes, Accipitridae. Gene Ontology annotation, molecular function: DNA binding. The record is from RefSeq and is a predicted model, not a curated record. Gene Ontology annotation, biological process: DNA replication checkpoint signaling; DNA damage response; replication fork arrest. Bases 616 to 1455 code for a protein of 279 amino acids. The transcript has 8 exons.